This is a messenger RNA of Zootoca vivipara (common lizard), 2222 nucleotides long. RefSeq names its product stomatin. Lineage: Eukaryota; Metazoa; Chordata; Lepidosauria; Squamata; Lacertidae. Gene Ontology annotation, cellular component: plasma membrane. The record is from RefSeq and is a predicted model, not a curated record.
GCUAACUACUUGCAUGCACGCCAUAGCUGCCAAGUUUUCCCUUUUCUCGCAAGGAAGCCUAUUCAGCAUAAGGGAAAAUCCCUUAAAAAAAGGGAUAACUUGGCAGCUAUGGCAUGCACGCACCACCACCAACUCUCUAACUUUUUUUUUUUAAGGUGUCUGAUAGAAAAAAACGAAAAGCACAAAACUUGGAACUACUAAAUUUAUUUUAAAUUGCAAGCUUAAGAAGCUAAUCUGUAUAAAACUGUGCCCUCCAAAGGUCAGUCUGAUACCACGGGCCACGGUCCUGGUAAAUGGAUGUACUGUAUAUCAGACUGCUUUGCUUUAAUAAAUCCGUGUGCGCAGAAUGAAGCAGCCGAGGCCUCAGAGCCUGAUCACUAGGACCUGGGCGAGUAACAAGAGUAACAGACGGAUCGAGCGUUGCUGGAGCAACCGCUGCCGCCCCGUCCUCGAACCGAGCCGGACUGUGCAGGAAUCCUGUUGUCGGUUAGUGCGUGCGGAGCUGGUCAAGUCGGUAGCCUUCAUGACAGAGGGAGCGAAGGAUGACUCCCAAAAGACGGAAGUCGUCUAUGUUCCUCCACCGCCUCCAGAGAAGCCUGGCCAAGACCUCCAUGCAUGCGAGUGGCUCCUAGUUAUCCUUUCAUUCAUCAUUGUUCUCUUGACUUUUCCCUUAUCCAUCUGGCUGUGCGUAGAGGUUGUCUAUGAAUACGAGCAAGCUAUCAUCGUAAGACUGGGGCGCAUACAAAAAGGAGGUGCAAAAGGGCCAGGCAUCCAUUUCCUUUUGCCUUGCACAGACACCCUUAUCAGAGUGGACAUGAGGACAAAGUCAUUUACUAUACAAUUCCAGGAAGUUUUUACCAAAGAUCCAAUGCAUGUGGAUGCAGAUGGUGUGAUUUAUUUCCGAGUGCAGAAUCCCAUGCUUGCUGUCACAAGUACCACUGAAGCAGUCCUGGCCACUCAGCUCUUGGCUGAAACCACUUUCAAGAACGUUUUGGGGACUAAGACCUUAUCUGAAAUCAUCUCCAACCGGGAACAAAUUGCAUAUUCUAUACAGACCAUACUGAACAACGCCACAGGUGACUGGGGCAUAAAGGUGGAGCGUGUUGAGCUCAAUGAUGUGAAAGCGAGAGUAAAGGUCAUUGUGGGAGAGAGUGAAAAGACCAGCCCCAAGAUUGUGAAGGAAUCUUCUGUUCUCAUGAUUGAAUCCCCCAAGUCUCUCAAGUUUCGCUGCAUGCAGACGGAGAAGACCACGACCACGACCUCUGAGGAUGCCAGCACUACCAAUCAGCAGACUGUCAUCAGUCAACAGACUGUCGUAUUCCGCUAACAGUAGAUAUGCUGCAAGGCAGUGUGGGAAUGCAGUGCUAACUCAGGACACUGAUGCACAAGGAGAUGCUCUUUCACAGGAGGCUAGAUUCCUUAUAAGUGCAUUAAGUGAUUUUAUUUAUUUGCCUAUUUUUAAACAGUUUUACAUUUUGUUGUUUCAUUGCCCCAUAUCCCAAAUAUGAAUAAAAGUAGAAAUAUGCUGGACAAUAUAUUCUCAAUCUGCCAUCCUUAUACCCUUUCUCUCAUCCCCAACAUAGCAAUACUUAGACCCCCAAGGGUUUCAGAUAGGGCUUUCUCCUAGCCCUACUUGGAGAUGCUGGGAAUUUAAUCUGAGACCUUUAGCAUACAAAUCAUGUGAUCUACCACCAAGCUGUGUCCUUCCCCUCAACAUAACAAUUCUGUGGUUCUGAAGAAUAGGAUGAAUGAAAGAGGAGCGUAGGAAUGUGGGAAUCUGCCUUUUACAGUGUCAAGCCAUUUACUGGUAAUGGCUCUCCUGCUGAACCCAGCGCCUUCUGCAUGCAAAGCUGUUGGUUUACCACUGGAACUGAUGUUUACUGAGCAUUCAUAAUGAUUUGGUUUGGUUCAAGUGUAGACAUACAUGCUGCUGAAAUAAAGUUAAGAGCACUGGAAAAACAACAAUACUGAAGUAUCAGUUUUCUGUGUUCAUGGAAUGAGGCAUUAGGAGGUUUUCUCCCUUAUCAAAUAUCUCUGAUGACACCGAGUUAUUCAGUUGUGGAUGUGUGGAACUUUUUCUCAUGUUUCAAGAAAAAUUUGGGUUGCAUUCAUUUUUCUUCUGUAUUUUGUUUGAGAAUACCAAGCAUUGACUUCAUUGCUUCCUCCAAUGUCAUCACACGAAAGCUCAUACCAAUAACAAACUUAGUUGGUCUCUAAGGUGC